This is a messenger RNA of Alnus glutinosa, 1791 nucleotides long. Its product is annotated as non-specific phospholipase C2. The transcript is spliced from 4 exons. The record is from RefSeq and is a predicted model, not a curated record. Gene Ontology annotation, biological process: phospholipid catabolic process. Bases 54 to 1631 code for a protein of 525 amino acids. Gene Ontology annotation, molecular function: hydrolase activity, acting on ester bonds. NCBI's taxonomy places the organism in Eukaryota, Viridiplantae, Streptophyta, Magnoliopsida, Fagales, Betulaceae.
CGACUCGGCCGAAACAACCUGUUCUCUCUCUCUCUCUCUCUCUCUACAGAGAAAUGGCUACCAAAACAGCUUCUUCAAUGGCUUCCAAAGCAGCUUCGAUUCUCCUCCUCUUACUCCUCCACAGCGCAACCCAUGCAAGCCCAAUCAAAACUGUCGUCGUGCUCGUCAUGGAGAACCGGUCCUUCGACCACAUGCUCGGCUGGAUGAAGCAAAUCAACCCGGAAAUCAACGGCGUCGACGGCACCGAGUGGAAUGCUCUGUCCGUCACUGACCCCAACUCCAAGCGCUUCUUCUUCAACAACCAGUCCCACUAUGUCGACCCAGAUCCCGGCCACUCCUUCCAAGCCAUACGCGAACAAAUUUUCGGUUCCGAUAACACCGUCGCCGAUCCGGCUCCCAUGAACGGCUUUGCCCAACAGGCCUACUCUAUGGAUAACACCACCAACAUGUCUCAGAGUGUCAUGAAUGGCUUCCAACCAGACAAGGUCGCCGUGUAUAAAGCACUCGUUUCGGAAUUUGCAGUGUUUGACAGGUGGUUUGCUGCCAUACCCACCUCAACACAGCCAAACCGGCUUUACGUGCACUCAGCAACUUCAGCAGGCUUAAUCAGCAACGUUGCUCGGCUCCUCGAAAAGGGAUUCCCACAAAGAACGAUCUUCGAGAACCUGGACGACGCCGGAAUAUCCUUCGGAAUAUACUUCCAGAACGUCCCCACCACGCUGUUCUACAGGAACCUAAGGAAGCUCAAGUACGUUAGCAGGUUCCACGACUACGACACAUUGUUCAAGAGGCAUGCAAAGGAAGGCAAGCUCCCGGGCUACGUUGUCGUGGAGCAGCGCUACUUCAACCUCAAAGUGUCCCCGGCCAACGACGACCACCCGUCGCACGACGUGUACGAGGGGCAGAGGUUUGUGAAGGAGGUGUACGAGACGCUCAGAGCCAGCCCGCAGUGGAACCAGACCCUUUUCUUGAUCACGUACGACGAGCAUGGUGGGUUCUACGAUCACGUCCCUACGCCCGUGCGUGGGGUCCCCAACCCGGACGGGAUCGUGGGGCCCGAGCCCUUUAACUUCAAGUUUGAUCGAUUGGGCGUUAGGGUCCCUACCAUCGCCGUCUCACCUUGGAUUGAGAAGGGCACUGUUGUUCAUGGGCCCAAUGGUUCACCAUUUCCAACAUCAGAAUUUCAUCACUCAUCGAUUCCAGCAACAGUGAAGAAGCUUUACAACCUGUCCUCACCGUUUCUAACCAAGAGGGAUGAAUGGGCAGGCACAUUCGAAGCUAUAGUCCAAACAAGGACAGAACCCAGAACUGAUUGUCCAGAGAAACUACCUACCCCAGUGAAGAUAAAAAAUGGUGAGGCUAACGAGAAUGCCAAGCUGAGUGAAUUCCAGCAAGAGCUGUUGCAGCUGGCGGCAGUCCUAAAAGGAGACCAUACCCUCACAAGUUACCCAGAAAAGAUAGGGAAGGAAAUGAAUGUGAGGGAAGGGAAAGAAUACGUAGAUGAUGCAGUGAAACGCUUCUUCGAGGCUGGGCGUCUUGCUAAGAGGAUGGGAGUUGAUGAAGAACAAAUUGUCCAAAUGAGGCCCUCUCUCACUACAAGGCCAUCAAAAUCUUCAAGCAAAAGCCCUUGAGAGGAUGCUGUACGAGUCUACGAGAGAGACUGUAAAAUGUGCAGAACAAACAACAAUUGCUUAGAUACAACUACAUAGAAAGGGGAAUUCAAAAAAGGAAAUAGGCAAGGCAACUGAUUUAAUAAAAUUUCAGUGUCAAGCCAGGAAUUCUUUUUUGAAA